Paramecium tetraurelia is the source of this 864-nucleotide messenger RNA. RefSeq lists its product as uncharacterized. The record is from RefSeq and is a predicted model, not a curated record. The transcript has 4 exons. Lineage: Eukaryota; Ciliophora; Oligohymenophorea; Peniculida; Parameciidae.
AUGGGUGCAUGUUCAGGAGUAUGCUAAUAACAGGCAAAAACUAUAGUAAAUGAAUCAGCAAUAGUUACAGAAACAAUCAUAUAGGCAUUAUAGGAGGAUACUACAAUAAGCAGACCAAUAUAGAGGGAAGAGAGAUACUUAAAAAUGGAAACAGGUGCAAUAUAUGAAGGAGAUCUAGUUAAAGGAAUUCGAAGUGGUAGGGGAAGAUAAGUAUGGCCAGAUGGUUCUUAUUAUGAGGGGGAUUUUGUGAAUGAUAUGGCUGAUGGAAAGGGAAUAUUGGUAAAUGCUGAAGGAAGUGUUUAUGACGGGGAAUGGUUGGAAGAUAAAGCAAGCGGUUUUGGGAAGUACCAUAGCCAUGAUGGGUUAUACUAUGAAGGACAAUGGUUGGAGGACAAAUAGCAUGGUAUUGGAAAGGAGAUCAAUUAAAGAAAUGAAUGCUAUGAGGGCGAGUUCUUUAGAGGAGCUAAAUAGGGGUUUGGGAAGCUGAGUUUAAAUGAUGAAGAAUUUUAUGAGGGCGAAUUUUAAAGUGGGAUGAUGCAUGGUAAAGGAACUUAUACUUGGAGGAGCAAAAAAUCUUAUACGGGAGAAUGGAAAGAGGGACGGAUGGAUGGAUUUGGGAUAAUGAAAUGGGAGGAUGGAAGAUAUUAUGAAGGGGAAUUUUAGAAGGGGAAAUAACAUGGAGAGGGUACAUUUGUUUGGAAGGGGAAGAAGUAUGUAGGAGCAUGGAUAAAUGGAUAUUAGGAGGGGGAAGGAACUUAUUAUAAUGAGUAAGGGGAGAGUAGAGUUGGUAUUUGGAAGAAUGGGAAGAGAUAAGAAUGGUUGGAUUAUUUAAGUAGCAGCAAUAGUAUUGAAUAAACAUUUUGA